CGAAUUAAAAAAAAAUGGUUUACAAAUGACAACAUAGUUCGAGGUUAUCCAAAUUGUAAAUCAAAACAAGUUGUGUUUUGUAAACUAAUUACUUACUUUUUAUUCAUUUAAAUACGAAGAUGUCUACUACCUGUAAAUAUUGCAAAGAAGAAGAAAGCAAGCAGUACCGGCCAGGGCUUGUAUGUGGGACUUGUUCGUGUUUUGUGCACCUUUCAUGUUUACAAAGGCCCGGCACUCCGGGAGACUUUGUUACGGAUGUGUUUUUUGAUUUCAUUUGCGAAGAUUGCGCACCAAAUAAGAGCGAAGUCUUUACUAGAAACAAGUUUCCUUGGGCUAUUGUUAUCUACUUGACACUGAAUCACCUGAGCAACAACCUGUAUGGGAUUAGCAACCAUGGGUACUUCCACUAUAAAACCCAUAUCUGCUCGUUCAUUGACAGAAACUGGCAAGCACUGUUUGGUGCACAUUCGAAACAGAAAAAGAACUGGGUGGGAACCAUAGCAGGAGUUUUGUCAGUGUACAAUAAAUUAUUCUUCAAGUCAGGAUCACCAGUACUCGGAGAAACUGGCUGGUGGAAGCUUCUCCACAAAUUCUCACCAGCUGUUGCUGCUCAUAUUCUACAAGAAGCGGCGCGCGAGAAACCUAAACACCGUCAGCACAAUCGCAUGUCUUUGGAUAAACCAAUGUUCCUGAGCAAAAUAGUCGAAAUGGGAUACAAGGACCUAAUUAACAAUGAUACGGAAUCUGAUACGUAUCCGUGCAAGAAGCGACGCAUCGAGUCCGACGAGUUGAGCGGUGUCUCCAGCGCCUCCUGCCAAGACAAUCCUGACUCAGACAGCAGAAAUGAGAUAUUAGAUGAUAGUGUAAAUGAAGAUUCAUUGCACAGUACACCUAAAGAAUCGACCUUCUCCAAUUUGGAAUUUAAAAAUUUCGAUUUCUUACCAACCAACCAGCUAUUACCAGCACAAAGUGAUUCAUCAAGCGUAAUAUCAAUUCAACAAUCAGGAUUAUACUACGAUUCGGAUUCGCAAAGCUCAGAACACGAGAAAAAGCUUCAAGAAUCGAAACAAAAGAAGGUAGAAGACAAACCAUAUUUAAAAAGAGAAUCCCUCUUCUCUACUCAACUCAACUCUGUGGACAUGCCUUGGGUGGAAAAACUUCCAGAGCCAAGCCCAAAUAUAGUAGAAAUGACACAGUACGAAGAGAUACAGUUGUUGAAACAAGUUGAGACUAUGAUACCCAAAGUAAAGGAUGUUAACAAAAAGGCCUAUCUAUGCAGGCUAAAGGCAAAGCUAGCUUUAAGAAGGUUGAAGAGACAUAAGCAUUUGCCUAUAUUUGAUAUGGACAGGGCUGUGAAGCUGCUCGGAGGUUACGUUACAGAUGACGCGACGACUUCGGCGAAUGCGGAAAGAGUAUUGGACAGAUUCCAAAGAUCGUAUCUCAUGGACAACCUGUGCGGCACGAUAGCCAGCACAAACUACGGCACGCUGCUCCUGUCGCACGUGGAAGCCGCGCCGAUCAGGUCCGCGUACUCGGGGGCCACACUCAAGCCGUACAUACGGAGGGACGCGGACACCAAGCCGCUUUGGAUUAAACUCACCGAUGAGCUUCUCAGGAAGACUAAUAAGCAUAUAAAAGGCUACGAGCCGCCACCGCCAGCGACCAUAGACUACUCGUACGUGAAACCUCAGCACAUAGCGGCCGUCAACAAUCUAUGCGCGCAGUUCUUCUGGCCUGGUAUAGACCUGACCGAAGCGCUUCAAUACCCCGAAUUCAGCUGUGUGGUCACGUACAAGAAGCUGAUGGUGGGUUGCGCGUUCCUGGUGCCAGAUGCUGAUUACAACACUGCCUACAUCUCCUUCGUGCUGACUAGGCCCGAGUGGAGGAACGCCAAGAUAGCUUCAUUCAUGUUGUAUCACUUGUUACAGACUUGCAGCGAUAAAGAUGUUACCCUGCAUGUGUCGCCGACAAACCCCGCCAUAUUCCUCUACCAGAAGUUUGGGUUCAAAGUGGAGGAGCUAAUACAGGAUUUCUACGAGAAAUACUACGACAUCGAGUACAAGGGAUGCCGGCACGCACUGUUUUUGCGUCUCGUUCGAUGAAUAAACACUUAACCGUA
Messenger RNA from Manduca sexta (tobacco hornworm), 2119 nucleotides. It is a transcript of the gene Atac2, whose product is annotated as cysteine-rich protein 2-binding protein. The transcript has 13 exons. NCBI's taxonomy places the organism in Eukaryota, Metazoa, Arthropoda, Insecta, Lepidoptera, Sphingidae. Gene Ontology annotation, molecular function: acyltransferase activity, transferring groups other than amino-acyl groups. The coding region runs from base 120 to 2102 and encodes 660 amino acids. The record is from RefSeq and is a predicted model, not a curated record.